AUGGCUCCCGAAUAUGCGAAAAAGUCUUCGCAAUUCCUGCUUUCGUCGGACAGCUCUUCCAGCAGUGAAUUCUCCUCCAGCCCAUCCAACAUGAAAGAAAAAUCGGCAGUGCAGGGGAAGAAAUCACCAGCAAAGCUAGGCAAGAUGCCACCUUCCGGGAAGAAUCCAAGUGAUGGAGUGCCCAACCGUCAAGAUAUGACGCCCAAAAACCCUAACGGACCUUCAAAAAAGCCGCCUCCCCCGCCGCCAGUAGAUGUAUUAGGUUCUUUGCUUACACCAGGAUCUGCGCAUUUGCGUCCUACACAUUCUGCUGUGGAUCGCGGACUGUCCAUAGCUGACCCCCUGCUAGCUGUCGACUCCCCUCGACCGGCAGUGCAACGACUCAAAAGCGCAGUAAUCACGAGGGGGCCGAGUGGGAGAAAUUCGGAGGCACAUGAUGUCAAAAGUGCCUCCGCAGAGCUCCAAAAGGGGCUCUAUCAACCGCUUAGUCGGCAGGUGUCGGAACGGGUGGCGUCUACUCCUCGGGAGGCUCAAUUUGCUCGCAAACCAUCAGCCCUACCUGUCAAGAGUCGGCAGAGCAUCACGUCACGUACGAAAUUUGGGCAGGCUGAGUCCCCCAGGGCAGAGAAGAGACUGCCAUCCUCCCCAAGACCUCAGGUUGCUGAUGAUGGUGGCAAGCCAGUUACUCGCCAGAAGAGCGUGGCCGCCGAGCUAGACAUCUCAAGCAAACUCUUGCAAAAAGCGAACUCCGAAGAUGCAUGGACAACACUCCUUCGAAGGGAGGCAUCAUCGAGAAACAACAGUAAAGAGGAUGGAGCCCAAGACAGAGCACAGGCUAGCAAGACGGAGAAGCGACCGUCCGUUGGUGGACCUCCAGUGACCCGGAAAUCUCUCGUGUUGUCCAAGCAGCAGCCUAAACUCCCGACAGGUAGAUCGGAGGCAGAUGCGACACCGUUUGCUGAUGAGAUUUCGGAAAGGCAGGGAACCUCGAAGCCCCAGCAGAAGGUCCCGAAGAAGCUCGUCUCCGCAGCUUCAGAUGCUCGCGUGUCUCCAGGAGUUAAGCCAUCAGUUGAUCAGGGCGUUGUUCAAGAUCUUGAGGGUCGCCUUGCCAAGUCGAAUUCUCGCGUAAGGGAGCUUGAGGCUCAAUUAACGGAAACCAACAGACACCAUAGCGAAGAACUUGAACGACUGAGACUAGAACACCAAGUCAAGCUUGCUGAAGAGUUACAGAAAGUCAGAUCUGAGCGGGAAGAGGCGCUGGAAAGGCUUCGAAGGGAGGAGAGGAGCAAACGCGAGGAGGUACAAAAGCAAGCAAUAGCCCGCCAGAGUAGUAUGAAAAUGCGGUGCGAUGCAUCAGUACGCGAGCUAAAGGAGAAAGUUGAAUCUUUGGAAAACCAACUCAAGACUAAAAUUCAGGACUUCGAGCGGGAACGUGUCGGUCUUAUGAAGUCUUUUGAAGAUAAACGAAAGCACGACCUACAGGAGCAGGAGAACGAGGUGAAGACACAUCAGAAGGAGCUAAAGAACAAGGAGUCGGAAUUGAUGGAACAGCAAGGCAGGGUACAAGCUCUUACCGCAAGCAUGCAGACUCUCACAACGUCGCUCGCCCAAAUGAAGGAACUAAAUGACAUAUCAAGGACGGCGACACAGGCCCUGGAAGAGAAGGCAAAGACGCAAGCUGCAUUUAUAAACACAUUAAUGAAAAGGGAAGAAAACCUGCGAGCCCAGGCAGCAAAGCUAAUGCCAAUCAAAGAGGCGAAGAGGCUUGCAUUCCGGGCAUUGCUCAAAGGCAGGGCAGUGGAGAUGAUAUCGCGAGCCUGUAUGCCAACAGACACCAGUCUCUGGAACAAGGCUUGGGCUUUUCAACAACUUGUUGACCUCAUCGGUGGGACGUGCGAGUCCAAAGAAAGAAGACAGGAUGCGAUAGAGUCAAGACUGAUGCAGUUCCGCAAGGAACAGAUGUUCCUUAUGGCGGAAAACGAAAGACUCAUGGCAAAAGUUGCCGAACUCCAGCAAGAGGGGAUUAAUCAGAGGCAGAGCAAGGUUGCGUUAAUGGAACAGGCGCUUAUCGGAAACAACUCCAGCAGCUCAAGCAAUGCAGCAAAUAACAGUAACGGAGAAGCACACCAGGAGCCCUCCCCUCGGUGGCUUAUAUUGUGUGUUCAACAUAUUGUUGACAAGAGGCUGCUGUGGGCAUUUCUAAGGCUGCAAAAGGUGACAACAGAAGCCGAGUCAAAUACCACAAUAGACAAACUGCAGAAAAAAUUCAAUGAGUUGCGCGUGUCUGCCUACAAGGAAAUGGCAGCGAGAAUAGGAGUUUUCAGGCUUGUGGCUUUCGUAAGGUGCCUGAGACUCCGAGCAUUGUUCGGUGCGAUCUUAAACAUGAUCAUCAAUGCAAGUCAGCUCUCUCGCGAAGAGGUGUUGAAGAAAGCACAGCAAAUGCAAGUUUCGCAGGACCCAUUCACAAAAGCAUCAGCUGCAUCCGCAGCCCCAGAUACAGGAUCGUACUCCGCUACGGACAAUGGACGGAUGGAUCUGAACGUUCCUUUGGCACACCAGCCAUACUACUACCGUCAGCUGCCUUCUGUGCGAAAUCCACCUCGCGGGCGCAACAUGUUCGUACCUAUGAUCGACCCUAGGCCACCAGCGCAUGGUUACUUGCCACACCCUGGGUACUCCCACACCCCACUGUCGCUCGGUGUGCCACCGAUCGUUGCAAAGGGCCGGCCUCCACGGACCAACACGAGUCUACCGAAUGCUUUCCCUUCGGGGCCUUAUGAUGCAACACAGCCGGUUGAUGAGCGCGGGGCAGUUUUCCGCAUGAGGGGAGCGCAGCAGGACCUUAGGAGAAUUAUGAUGGAAAGUGCUAACGACAAGGUGGGAGCCCGCAUCGUUGGAAGAAGGUAA
Messenger RNA from Eimeria maxima, 2907 nucleotides. Its product is annotated as tola protein., putative. NCBI's taxonomy places the organism in Eukaryota, Apicomplexa, Conoidasida, Eucoccidiorida, Eimeriidae. The coding region runs from base 1 to 2907 and encodes 968 amino acids. The transcript is spliced from 6 exons. The record is from RefSeq and is a predicted model, not a curated record.